AUGCAGGGCUAUACCUCCCGGCAAUUUUUAACGCAGCUACAGUCUACCGAGCAACAGCAGCUACCGCCGCUAUCGCAGCUACAGCAGCUAUCGCAGCCUCAGCCGCAGCAACCACCGCAGCCUCGACAGCAGCAGCCAGUGCAGCCUUCGCCGCAGCAGCCAUCGCAGCCUCAGUCGCAGCAGCCAUCGCAGCCUCAGCCGCAGCAGCCAUCGCAACCUCGACAGCAGCAGUCAUCCCAGCCUCCGCAGCAGCGGACAGCGCAGCCUCCGCAGCGGCAGCCGCCGCAGCAGCCAGCCCGACAGAGAGGAGCCUCGCUGAUCCAGCGUCUACGCCAGCAGCUCCUGCGCCGCUGCCAACUACAAGCGACGACACCCAGGAUCCGGCCAGUGGAGGCUAGAGGACUGCUCCGGCGCCCACCAAGACGGCAACACCAACUGGGCAACGCUUCGCAGUCUCCGCCCGAGUCGUCGAUACAGUCGGCCGGUCAGCAGGGACCAGAGCCGACCUCCGUGCGAAAGGUGACCCUCCAGCUUGCCGCCUGGAAGUUGCAUCGGCUGAACAUACCGCCGCCUGCCAGGACUAGGCCACCGAGGUACUGCUUACACCCGUGGGACCUCAGAGUGCGCCGGUACACCUCGCCACGAUACCUGCAGGCGCCUCCACCAGCGGGACAACAGGAGCCGUCCUCUGGAUCCGAGUGGGAGACCACCAACCAACCCGGAGACGAGAACGCGAACUACUGGGGCCCGGUAAAGAGGACCGCGACACAGCCCUCGCUCACUUACUGCGAGCGAGUAAGUGCGAAGCGGCGCACCACCAAGUGGACACAUACGCAGCCACCGCUCACCUACAAGGAGCGAAGCCCCUCUAAGUGA
Molecule: messenger RNA, 876 nt
Organism: Cyphomyrmex costatus
Lineage: Eukaryota; Metazoa; Arthropoda; Insecta; Hymenoptera; Formicidae
Product: mediator of RNA polymerase II transcription subunit 15-like
Exons: 1
Coding region: 1-876 (291 amino acids)
Source: RefSeq, a predicted model, not a curated record